Lates calcarifer (barramundi perch) is the source of this 1541-nucleotide messenger RNA. RefSeq names its product SWIM-type zinc finger 7 associated protein 1 (gene swsap1). Lineage: Eukaryota; Metazoa; Chordata; Actinopteri; Centropomidae. The transcript has 4 exons. Gene Ontology annotation, cellular component: Shu complex. The record is from RefSeq and is a predicted model, not a curated record. Gene Ontology annotation, molecular function: single-stranded DNA binding. Gene Ontology annotation, biological process: double-strand break repair via homologous recombination. The coding region runs from base 1 to 756 and encodes 251 amino acids.
AUGACAGACGUUUUAACACUUGUGUUUAGGACUUUUAUGUCUCAGACUGAUUUAAAGACGGACCUCACCGCCAGUCCUCCACCACAGACAACCUGCAGCGCCUUGGUAGUCGGAGACCACGGCGUCAGCAGCUCCGUGCUGCUGCUAGCGGCCGUGACAGCGGCCUCACAGCUGGGGAUGAAAGUCAUGUUCUUCACCCAAUCACAAAUUCAGAGCCUUCCAGCGUCUGUGCAGAAAUGUGCCCCGAGCCUGAGCCCAGAGUGUCUGAAGAAAAUCAAGUUCUCCUAUCCCAGGACGGUGGAGGAGCUCCUGCAGCAGAUAGCCAGCCUUCACGAAUCCACCAACACAUCUCCCACACCUCCCUCACUGAUCAUAGUUGACAGGCUGGAGAGCUUCCUGUGUGGUCCUGGAGGUGGUAGCCACAGUGGAUUUCACCCAGGAGAGCAGUCAUGUGCUGCCCACCUGUCUGCGCUGCUGUGUGACACUGCUGCUUUUCUCACACAAAUCCUGGAGCAGCGGUCCACAAGCUCAGGCCCCUGCCGUGUCAUCGCCUCUUUCCAAUCAGAAGUCAACACUGGACAGCUCAACCUUAAGCCUGAGGUAAACCCAGUCACAUGUCCGCCCUGUUUGCUGUGGAGCUCCAGAUGUCUGCAGGUCAAGGAGUGUGCUCAUAAAAACAGUGAACCGCAGCUCACUACUGCUGACCCACCUGACUUGCUGAAACUGUCUGCUGUUCUAUGCAAUGGCAAUUUUUAAUUAUCUGCUUGUAUUGGCUUAAGUAGAGGAGGAGCUUCUAUUAAAGGAGGUCAGAGGUUAAACUGAAGAGUUGGUCUGUGGUGAAAGUAGGCUUGAAUCUUCAUCAAUAACUCAGUCUUCUUCUUACAUGUUAAAAGCUGAAUUUAUAAAUAAUAUCCAUCCAAAAUAACAAACACCCACCCUAACCCACAGUCACUGGGUUUUUGCAUAAAAUAUUAGCAAACUUUGGAUCUUAGUUUGUGGCUCCACUCUGCUUGUGCAACUCUUACAUGACAUUUUAGCAUUCACCAUUAUCCCAUAAUAGCUCCUUAUGGCCACAGAGGUCAUUAAUAGGAAACAGUUACAGAAGCUGUAUAGUUUAAUGCUCCUCAAAGUUGUAAUUGGUUUAAAAGUUAUAUUAUGAAUAUUAUAAAUGAAAUGUUGAUGUUGUGUGCCCUGGUGGCACAAGUCUCUCUAUAAAAAUUAUUAUUUGUCAGUAGUAUGUGUGUGUAUAUCUUACUCUGUAAAAUAGCAAAGUUACCAAAGCCACCAGCAAUAAAACUGGUGAUGAUGAUGAUUUACUGUAAGAAUACAUUGUAUUAUAUAAAUGUAUAAGAAUGUAUGAAAAUACACAAAAAAUACUCAAGCACAGUGCUCUAAAAUCUGUAGUUAUCUCUCAAAUCUGAUUUGUAUGGUAGUAUCACAUAUUGUCAUCUGUAUCUGCAUAAUUCAACUAUAAUCUUAGUUAUUUGAUGCUUACACUGUGUAAAAUCUAAUAAAAUUUAAUAAAUCAGUCAGUAACCAUU